AUGGUUUUCAAUGCCUCUCGUCUCUUGGGGAAGACUGUACUUGUCACAGGCAGCAGCGCCGGCAUAGGAAAAGCCACCGCUAUUCUAUUUGCCAAGGCUGGAUCCAAUGUCAUUCUUCUUGCACGUCGCGCAGAAGCACUAGCAGAAGUCAAGCAAGCAUGCAUUGAGGCACAUAAGGCGUCAAAUCUGCAAGAAGGUGGCCAGUUUGCAGCCAUUCCCUUCGACGUUUCCGACCGUGUCGCAAUUGGCAACCUGUUUUCUCUCAUCCCCACUUCCUUGCGCAACAUCGACAUAUUAGUCAAUAAUGCUGGAUUCGUUGUGGGCCGCGACAGUGUCGGUGAUUUGGACGAAAAAGUCGUGGAAUCUAUGUUUGCAACCAACGUUCUGGGACUCAUAUCCUUGACCAACCUCUUCGUGAAGGACUUCAAAACUCGGGGCACAGGACACAUUAUCAACCUGGGCUCAGUAGCUGGGCGUGAACCAUACGCUGGGGGAAGCAUUUAUACCGCAACUAAGCACGCAGUCAACGCAUUCACCGCGUCUAUGAUGCGUGAGCUCAUCAACACGCCCAUUCGAGUGACGGAAAUACAGCCAGGAAUGGUGGAGACGGAAUUCAGCCUGGUCCGAUUCAAAGGUGAUGCGGACGCUGCCAAAGCAGUCUAUGCUGGCAUGGAACCUCUCACCGGCGAAGACAUUGCAGAAGAAAUUGUCUGGGCUGCAUCCCGUCCACCCCAUGUCAACAUCGCGGAGACCCUCAUCUUCCCGGUCAACCAAGCCUCGGCCACCACAUUUUACCGUGCACCAGCGUGA
Messenger RNA from Mycena indigotica, 810 nucleotides. Its product is annotated as Short-chain dehydrogenase/reductase family protein. The record is from RefSeq and is a predicted model, not a curated record. Gene Ontology annotation, cellular component: cytosol. The transcript is spliced from 6 exons. NCBI's taxonomy places the organism in Eukaryota, Fungi, Basidiomycota, Agaricomycetes, Agaricales, Mycenaceae. Gene Ontology annotation, molecular function: oxidoreductase activity. Bases 1 to 810 code for a protein of 269 amino acids.